Sinocyclocheilus rhinocerous is the source of this 2335-nucleotide messenger RNA. RefSeq names its product ubiquitin carboxyl-terminal hydrolase CYLD-like. The record is from RefSeq and is a predicted model, not a curated record. Lineage: Eukaryota; Metazoa; Chordata; Actinopteri; Cypriniformes; Cyprinidae. Gene Ontology annotation, biological process: protein deubiquitination. The coding region runs from base 22 to 2103 and encodes 693 amino acids. Gene Ontology annotation, molecular function: cysteine-type deubiquitinase activity. The transcript is spliced from 13 exons.
CGCAAACACUCAUCCUUCAGCAUGGAGCUAAACGAGGAAAGACAGGAGCGCUACUUUAUUGUAGUGAGGAGAAGCAAGAAAGGCUUGUCUCGCGGGUCAAUUGGGCGCGCGGAUGCAGAGACAGCAGCUGGAGAUCUCAUAGGAAUGGUUUAUGGAGGAGGUGGCAGUGCCAAGAGCAGCGGCACGGUGAAGAAGCAGGACACAUACCCACUCACACGCCACCAAGCUCAGCUACUUCUGUUCGUUUCACCGGCCAGCAGGCGACUUGAGCUGCUGUACAACGUCCAGCUCUUCAGUGCAAUCUGCGCUCUUGCUCAGGACGAUCUUGUAGUGGUCAAACACAAGAAGGACUUUCAACCAUGUCUGGUCAAAAAUCUGAUUCAAAUAGGCAAGAAAGACAAGCCAGGAGUCUUGCAGAUGCUGGGAUUUGAGCUGGACUUAGUGGACACUCAGCAUGAUAUUUUGUCAAAGACGACUGUCCCUCUUCCCUUCUUCAGUGCAGCUGAUAUUGUCCAGGUGGCUCCGUCACAUUUAAACACCAGGCAACCACUAAGAGAUAGCGUUGAUUUGGGUUUGAAAAGGAAAGCGGUGUCUCGCAUCAACAUGCCAGCUCUCAACUCACGCAAUGCAAAAAAAGGAAGUAUCUUAUUAAACACAGAAGUGUCCGGUUCCAUUCAGUCCUUGUCCCAUUCUUCUUUGGAGGUGGGGUCUAUGGCAGAGGUCAUCUCUUUGAAUGGACUGACCGUGUAUGGGGUGAUCAGAUGGAUUGGAGUUCCAGAGGGAAAGAAAAAUUGCUGGGCAGGACUUGAGCUGGACAAUGAGGCGACGACUUGUUCGGAUGGGACAAUUGGUACAAAACGAUAUUUCACCUGUGAAGGAAACAAAGCCUUGUUUGUGCCACUGACCAACUGCAAACCAGACAGCAGAUUUCUGUUCAUCCCGAAUGAGAUCCCAAAACCACUUGAACCUCCCUCAGUCACACUCCUGGAAGAUUUAAAUGAAGAUGUUCCCCCUGUUGCUGAGCAAGACGUUUUGUCCCAUCUGAUUGGCAGAAUGAGGGGAAUCCAAGGUCACUUCAACUCCUGCUAUCUAGAUGCCACUCUCUUUAGUCUCUUCACGUCAUCCGUAGCUUUCAACAGAAUGUUUAGCAGAUCAGCAGAUAGCGAGGAAGGCAUUUCACACAUUUUAAGACAGGACAUUGUGAACCGUUUACGCAGAACAGGCUUUGUUCCAGCAGAGAGUGUGAUGAAGUUUCGUAAACAGCUGGGCUGCAAAUCUUUUGCUACAGAGGAGAAAGAUCCAGAGGAGUUCAUCACCCUACUACUAAAACAUGUUUUACAUAUAGAGCCAUUGCUCAAAAUCAGGUCAUGUGGAGACUUGGCACAGGGUGCCUAUACGCAUCAGAUCAUUGUAGAGAAGAAUCAGUUGCGAGCUGUGCCUUCGGUUCAACAGCUGCUUGAGAUGUCCUUCGUAUCAAGCGAUCUGAAGUUUGAAGAGAUUCCAACUUGCCUUAUAGUUCAGAUGCCACGGUUUGGAAAGAAGUUCAAGAUGUUCCCUAAAAUCAUUCCCUCAACAGAGCUGGACAUCACAGACAUCUUGCAUUGUUCUCCCCGGGAAUGUUUUCUGUGUGGUCAUCUAGCUGAAUAUGAGUGUGUCCAGUGCCUGAUGGACCAUAAGCUUCAACCAGGCAUAAUUAAGCAGUAUUGCACCACCUGCAACACACAGGUUCACAUUCAUCCCUCCCGAAAGGAACACACUCCUCAAAAACUUACAGUUCCAGAUCACCUUCCAGAAGAUGCACCUGUACAGAGGCACCAGAUGCAACUGUUUGCAGUCCUCUGUAUAAACACCAGCCAUUAUGUAUCUUUUGUCAAAUAUGGGUCUAACCCACGGUCCUGGAUCUUCUUUGACAGCAUGGCUGACCGAUGUGGUGAUGAUAACAAUGGCUACAAUGUUCCUGUGAUCAGGUCCUGUCCUGAGGUUGGAGACUUCCUUUCACAGUCUGAAGAGGAGAUGUCCACAGCAGAUGUGAGUCAGAGCAGUGAGAUGGUACGCAGACUGCUGUGUGAUUCAUACAUGUGUCUGUAUCAGAGAACAGAGUGAGCAGAGACAUCUUUGAUAUCUUCGGACUACUGUGUCCUUACUAUAUCUCUUGUCUCAUUACAUCAACAGAGCUGACACAUGAAUUACUGUAUACUUGUGUUUUGCUUAGACAUUCUGUUCUUUAGCAAACUGUUCUUCUGUGACUUCUAAUGGAAGUGUAUUUAUAUGUAAAAGGGCUCCUAGAUGUAUCUUAAGACAUUUUUAUCAGGUAGAGAUAUACAUUUAUACACAA